AUGUCUGCACGAGUUGUCGCAGAUACGAGAACAGUGGAAGCUACGGCAUCACCCGUACAUGAUGGUGUUUUGCACGUGAUCAGGCAAGAUGCGCAGUGUGAGAUCGCGAUCUGGACGAUCGAGCUUGCACUUAUCUUGUUCUGUACUCACCGGCCAUUUAGACUUCAUUUGCGAUUCAGCUUCUCCUGCUACGUGUUCUGCAUUUAUCAUGUCAGUAGCAAGCACGAGCACAUCAUCAGAUCCCUGGGACCAGCCGUUUCUCCAGCACAGGCAGUACCAGACGAUUGGGACAAUGAUGACGAGGACGAAGAGGGGGAGGAGGACCAACGGCAGAUGUGGGAGAACGCGAAUAGCAAGGCACCUAUGCCGGAACUCGUGAUCUCGGGAUCCAGCACGACCAUGAUAAAGUCACCGCCACCCGCUGCGCUGCAGCCGACUCUCCGAAUACUGAAAAGACCCGCAGCCACGUCGUCUGCGCACGCAUCCGCCGUACCAUCAGAUACCCCAAAGUCAUAUGCCGAGCGGGAGGCGCAGUACCAGGCAGCGCGCGAGCGUAUUUUCAACGACGGGCGCGCCCGGAGCCAGAGUGGGGGGACAGAGCGUGAUGGCCUGGUGAGCGAUAGCACGAGUGCGAAAUCGAAGAGUGGUGUGCCAAGCGUCCAGAUUGUGCGCGAGCCGAGGGGCCCAAGCGCACAGCCCGAGGAGGGUCAGGCCUUACAAGGGAAUGCGCGUGCCUUGAGGGGUUUCACAGGGAGGAGGCACAAAGGGAAUACAAGGGCCUAG
Messenger RNA from Postia placenta MAD-698-R-SB12, 783 nucleotides. RefSeq lists its product as hypothetical. The transcript has 3 exons. NCBI's taxonomy places the organism in Eukaryota, Fungi, Basidiomycota, Agaricomycetes, Polyporales, Adustoporiaceae. Bases 1 to 783 code for a protein of 260 amino acids. The record is from RefSeq and is a predicted model, not a curated record.